Pteronotus mesoamericanus is the source of this 2388-nucleotide messenger RNA. It is a transcript of the gene PRDM7, whose product is annotated as PR/SET domain 7. Gene Ontology annotation, cellular component: nucleus. The record is from RefSeq and is a predicted model, not a curated record. The transcript is spliced from 9 exons. Bases 1 to 2388 code for a protein of 795 amino acids. NCBI's taxonomy places the organism in Eukaryota, Metazoa, Chordata, Mammalia, Chiroptera, Mormoopidae. Gene Ontology annotation, molecular function: histone methyltransferase activity; protein binding; zinc ion binding. Gene Ontology annotation, biological process: regulation of DNA-templated transcription.
AUGGACCCCGACAGAGCCCCGCAGCCGAGCCCCGAGCGGGGAGCGCGGAGAGCGGCGCAGAGGCCGAGCGUGAGCGGCGGCGGCGGCGGGGGCGCGCGGGGAGGCCCGGAGCCGCCUCGGGGACGCGGGCCUCCCCGACGCCACCGACCGCGCCCGCAGGCCGAGGACGCCUUCAGGGACAUUUCCGCCUACUUCUCCCGGGACGCCUGGGCCGCGAUGGGGGCCUGGGAGAAGAGCCGCUACAGGAACGUGAAGCGCAACUACGAGGCGCUCCUCAGCCUGGGUCUCCGGGCCCCCCGACCGGCCUUCAUGUGCCGCCGCAGGCAGGCCGCCCCGGCGGAGGACAGCGACGGCUCCGACGCGGAAUGGACCCCCAGGCAGCGCGCCAAACCUUCCCGGGUGGCCUUCAGAGGAGAACAGAGUAAACACCACAAGGCCAUGUCCAGACCACCAUUAAGCAAUGAAUCUAGUUUGAAGGAAUUGUCCGGAACAGCAAAUUGGGGGACUGCAAGUGGCUCAGAGCUGGCCCAGAAACCAGAGUCCCCUCCUGGAGCAGCAAGUACCUCUGGAGAGCACUCUAGACAAAAAUUGGAUCUCAGGAGAAAGGAGAUUGACGUGAAGAUGUAUAGCCUACGAGAAAGAAAGGGCUAUGUGUACCAAGAAGUCAGCGAGCCCCAGGAUGACGACUACCUCUAUUGUGAGAAGUGUCAGAACUUCUUCAUUGACAGCUGUGCUGUGCACGGACCCCCUACAUUUGUAAAAGACACUGCAGUGGACGAAGGACAUCCCAACCGCUCAGCCCUCACUCUGCCCCCUGGGUUGAGAAUCGGACCAUCGGGCAUCCCUGAGGCUGGGCUUGGAGUGUGGAAUGAAGCAUCUGAUCUGCCAGUGGGUCUGCACUUUGGCCCUUACGAGGGCCUGACCACAGAAGACGAAGAGGCAGCCAACGGCGGAUACUCCUGGCUGAUCACCAAAGGGAGAAACUGCUAUGAGUACGUGGAUGGAAAGGACAAAACCUGUUCCAACUGGAUGAGGUAUGUGAACUGUGCCCGGGAUGAUGAAGAGCAGAACCUGGUGGCCUUUCAGUAUCACAGGCAGAUUUUCUACCGAACCUGCCGGGUCGUCAGGCCGGGCUGUGAGCUGCUGGUCUGGUACGGGGACGAGUACGGCCAGGAGCUGGGCAUCAAGUGGGGCAGCAAGUGGAAGAGCGAGCUCACGGCUGGGAGAGAACCAAAGCCAGAGGUCCACCCGUGUCCCGCCUGCGCUCUGGCCUUCUCCAGUCAGAAAUUCCUCAGCCAGCACGUGAAACGCAGCCACCCCUCUCAGGGUCUCCCAGGAGCGUCUGCGAGACAGCACCCCCAAACAGAGGAGCCCUGCCCAGAGGAUCAGAAGCAGCAGCAGCAGCAGCAGCAGCAGCAGCAGCAGCAGCAGCAGCGGGCGGACACCCAGAGCUGGGAUGGCACCACUGAAGAUCGAGAGGGCAGAGAAAGGUCCAAACCCUUGCUUAAAGGGAUCCGACAGAGGAAGAUUUCAAAGGCCUUUUUGAAACUUCCCAGCGAACAAAUGGGGAGUUGUAGUGAGUGUGAGGGAAUGAUGGAGGAAAAGCCCAGCACAGGCCAGAAAGUGAAUCCAGAGCACACAGAGAAAUUAUUUGUGGGAGUAGGGGUGUCAAGAAGUGUAACAAUCAAGUAUGGAAGGUGUGGGCAAGACUUCCAUGAUGGCUCGAAGCUCACCAUACAUCAGAGGACACACUCAAGGGAGAAGCCCUGUGUUUGCAGGGAGUGUGGGAGAGGCUUUGCACGGAAGUCAGUUCUCACCAUACACCAGAGGACACACUCAGGGGAGAAGCCCUAUGUUUGCAAGGAGUGUGGGAGAGGCUUUGCACAGAAGUCACAUCUCAUCAGACACCAGAGGACACACUCAGGGGAGAAGCCCUAUGUUUGCAGGGAGUGUGGGAGAGGCUUUGCACAGAAGUCAGUUCUCAUCAGACACCAGAGGACACACUCAGGGGAGAAGCCCUAUGUUUGCAGGGAGUGUGGGAGAGGCUUUGCACGGAAGUCAGUUCUCAUCAUACACCAGAGGACACACUCAGGGGAGAAGCCCUAUGUUUGCAGGGAGUGUGGGAGAGGCUUUGCACGGAAGUCAGUUCUCAUCAUACACCAGAGGACACACUCAGGGGAGAAGCCCUAUGUUUGCAGGGAGUGUGGGAGAGGCUUUGCAGAGAAGUCAGUUCUCAUCAUACACCAGAGGACACACUCAGGGGAGAAGCCCUAUGUUUGCAGGGAGUGUGGGAGAGGCUUUGCACGGAAGUCAGUUCUCAUCAUACACCAGAGGACACACUCAGGAGAGAAGCCCUGUGUUUGCAGGGAAGCUGAGUUAAGUCAUUAG